GUAACCAAUUUACUGUGUCCAGCCAUAAUAAAUCCAGAGCAUGUGGGCAUAGUUAGUGACACACCCAUUAGUCAUAUUGCUCGGUUUAACCUCAUGCAAAUAGGACAAAUUAUUCAGGUGAGUGGUCUGUUGUUGCGAACAAAGUUACCCACAGAUUCUGAUGGUUCAGUAUUCGGCUGGGAGUUUGUUAUUGGAAUGAAACUAGAGAAUGAGCGUGAACAGCUGGUAAUGUUACUGCGCACACUACUUGCCGAAGCUGUGAACAAUAGGGAGCAAAGCCUUGUGGCACAUACCAGAGAAGUGAUGCGAUGUCUACAAAUUUUUGACAAUAAAGGGUUUGUUUUGUGGAGUUAUAUUUCUGUAAAUUGCCCCUCAAAUAUAGCAUCUAAAACGGAUUGUCUAUUACGGACGUUAACGGGUAUGUAUGCACGUCUACCCGUAUCAUCCAUGUGGCAGUCGGCUCCUGCUCAUCUGGUCGCCUAUGCUCGAAAAACUAUUGAACGAGUGUUUAUGGCUCAAAUUCAUGCUCUUGCAUUUUAUCCUAAUUUGGAUGCUGAUCGACAUCGUGACGAGUUAGUCUACCAUUCAUUAUUAUUAUUUAUUUAUUUUAUUGUACAUGUUCUUCAUGGUGAAGCGCCUUGGCCGUCAGCUCAAGCAGAAAUAAGCAUAAUUAACGCAUACAAAUCUGCGAGGGAUAAAUUAGCGUGCGUCGUUCGAUGUUGUGAAACAAUAAGCAACCUUAUUUCAAUGGCACCUGGUAUGGGAGCAGCGGCAGCGGAUGACGUCACUCCGGUACUGGUCUACGUCUUGAUACAGGCGAAUCCACCGUCGCUGCUUUCGAAUGUGCAGUACGUGCAGGGCUUUGGUGGAUCGUUACUGGAUGGAGCGGAAGGGUAUUGGUGGACGCAGUUCACUGCUGCCAUUGAAUUUGUUAAAACCCUUUUGUAA
Molecule: messenger RNA, 948 nt
Organism: Haemonchus placei
Lineage: Eukaryota; Metazoa; Nematoda; Chromadorea; Rhabditida; Trichostrongylidae
Source: the annotation of a GenBank genome assembly